UUUUUCCCCUGCAGACAAGGAAUCAUGUCCGAUGAAGGAAAACUUUUCGUCGGUGGCCUGAGCUUCGACACCACAGAGGAAUCUCUGGCAGAAGCUUUCGCCAAAUAUGGAAACAUCGCAAAAGGUGCGUUCUAGCCAGGUCUUUUAUUUGGUAAGUGAUAGCUGACUAACGUUACUUCCAGAAAUAUUAUUAUCAGAAAUGUUUAAUUUCCGUGUUUUCUCGCGCAGUUGAUGUCAUCAGGGAUAAAGAAACGGGAAGGUCUCGUGGAUUCGGCUUCGUAAAGUACGAUAAUGCCGAUGAUGCAAAGGACGCAUUGGAGGGAAUGAACGGCAAGGUAUAUCGGUAUCGCUACUUAUAUUUACCAAUUAUUGGAACUACUUUUUUUUUAUAACCUUAAUGACUUCACUGACUAGACAACUAAGAAAGCAUAUGAACCAAAGUUAUUUCUGGUUAUCAUAUCAAAGUUGGCCAGCUAAUUUAUUAAUCCUGAUAACUCAUUAUCCCAUUAUGAAAAGCCACAUUUUUAUUGACCCACACUGAGCAACUCUUGUCUCUUGCAGUCUGUCGAUGGCAGGACCAUUCGUGUGGAUGAAGCGGGCAAGGGUGGCGGUCGCUCUGGAGGCGGUGGCGGAGGCGGUGGAUUCAGAGGUUCCAGAGGCGGUGGCGGAUAUGGUGGUGGAGGUGGCUAUGGAGGGGGGAGAGGAAGAGGUGGGAGAGUUAACUCGCAUGGUAUGGGCAGGCAAUAUGCAAGAUGGUGUGCUCCCCAUCAUCCAUUAGCAUUUUGUCUUGCCCCUCCCUCUUUGCUGUAGUUAUAUUUCAGUGUGAGUUUGUUUUGAAGUGUUGUGCUUGUUUGUUCCCAGGUGGCGGAGGAUAUGGUGGCGGUGACAGGGGAUAUGGUGAGAGGAGCUAUGGUGGUGGAGACCGCAGCUAUGGAGGUGGAGACCGGAGUUACGGGGGUGGCGGUGGAUACAGGAGCGGCGGUGGCGGAGGAUACUCUUCUGGUGGCGGAGGAUACAGAGACAAUAGGUGAGGCGACCAAUUGGAUUUUAUCGCAUUCUCAAAUUGGUGUUUGUAGACAUUUCCCUCUUGCAUCAUUUACAAUGGACUGUGUUAGUGAAUGAUUAACUGACACUAGAAAUUCCAUUUAGCUCAGGUUUUUUGAGGCCAACGUGUCAUUUUUCUAUAGAGAAAUCAAAUCAUUCACGAGACAUCAAGUCAAUAGCUGUGGGACGCUGGGCUAAAUGGAGUUGUAGUUUUCAUUUUGAGCAAGUUUUCAACCUAGUUCAGCGCUGAAACUUGGUAAUUAACUACAAUGACCGUGUUUGUUGGGCUGUUUUUUUCUAACUCUGAGGAAGUGGUUUCUAAAUGAUUUCACAUGUGCCAAAAUAAGCCCAAUGGGAUAUCAUGCAUUGUUGGGGCAAAGACAUGAUCAUCUCGUCAUUGUAUACAGUUCACUGGACGGAUAGGCCUACACUUUUAUGCAUGUUAGGUUGGAUGCACACAUAAGAGGGGGAGCAGAAAUGGGACUAUUACUUAAAAGAAGUCAUCAAAUAAACUACAUAUAUAUAUAUAUAUAUAUAUACACCUGCUAUCUUAUUUCAGAGUAAUCUAUUGUCUAGUCAAUGUGGACCUGACAGACAAUGGAAUAUUUUCAAUGUUUUGGCAAUUGAAUGCUUGGCUUUGGAAUUUACAUUUAAAGCGUUUAUAAUACAAUUCAAACAGUGAUCAUUUAAUGGCUGACCUGACCUCGAAGCACUAAUGGACAGGGACCUUACCUAUAUUUCUUUUUUCCUCCAAUGUUAGGGGCCAGGGAAGCUACGGGGACCGCUCUGGGGGUUCCUAUAGAGACAGCUACGACAGCUAUGGUAUGUCUGAGUAAUGUAUUUGUUUCUUGCUUCAUAGGCCUAGGCUGUGUUAGAACACUUCCUGAUUCCAAGGUUCUGGACUUGAAUCUUUUACUAGGUUGCUGCUGAAUAGUAUAGAAUGAGAUAUAGUUUACUUCGGUGUACCUUCCCUCCUACUCUGAACUCAUUUAUACCAAUCUACAGGAGAAUACAUUUCCUCUCUUACACCAGCACAGUUCAUAUAGGAAACCCCCCCCCCCCCCCCCCCCAAGUUGGUUGAACUAUUUGGGGCUGUUUACUGCAGGGCUCUUAACCCUAUUCCUGGCGAGCUACUUACUAUCCUGGAAGUUUUCCCUCCAACCCUAAUCUAGCACACCUGAUUCUAAUAAUUAAGCUGGCUGACUCAGGUUAGUUACAACUGGUUGGAGUGACUCUACAGGAGGGUGGCUCUCAGGAACAUUGUUUGGAGAACCCUGGUUUAGUGGGUAACUGGGGAUGUUAUCAAGCUCAAAUGUUCGUGAAACUUGUUUCCUAAACUCAGUGUCUUUACCUGUGUGCCCACUUCUUGUCCUCAGCUGCACACGAGUAA
Coregonus sp. 'balchen' is the source of this 2434-nucleotide messenger RNA. The record is from the annotation of a GenBank genome assembly. NCBI's taxonomy places the organism in Eukaryota, Metazoa, Chordata, Actinopteri, Salmoniformes, Salmonidae.